Molecule: messenger RNA, 2057 nt
Organism: Lingula anatina
Lineage: Eukaryota; Metazoa; Brachiopoda; Lingulata; Lingulida; Lingulidae
Product: opioid growth factor receptor-like protein 1
Cellular component (GO): membrane
Molecular function (GO): opioid growth factor receptor activity
Source: RefSeq, a predicted model, not a curated record
AAAAUAAAAAUAAAUUUAAUAUUUGAUCCAUGUGAAAAUUUGAGUCGGCUCUUAAAAUAUUUUCCAUUUCAUUGCUUUUCAGGUGCCAAGAUAGACACCAUUCAUGAGCUAUGGUGGCGUGAUUACAGCCUGUUGGAAAGACAUCAUGGUUACAUUCAGUGGUUGUUCCCUCUGAGAGAACCAGGUAUGAACUUUCAUGCCAAAGAGCUUCAGUUACAUGAAAUGAAGGCAAUUAAAAAGGACAAACCUGCCAAGAACAGAGUAUUGAAGUCAUUUGAAAUGAUGCUUGAUUUUUAUGGAAUGAGGUUGAUUAAACCAGGGAAUCAUGCAGUUGCUGUCUGUGGGAAUGAUAAACACUUAUCUCAGAAUAGUGUGGAAGCUGAAUUGACAACUGUAGAUGAUAAAGCACAUGAUGAUAGAACAGACCCACAUUUGCCUCCUGUUGAAACCACAAAAGGCCAAAAACAGGCAAGCCAGGAUGUGUCAAACAGAGGAGUUUUCAGAAUAGAAAGGGCAGAAAAUUACAGAGAGCGAUAUGCCCAUUUGAACAGGUCUCGCCACAAUUAUCUGCGGAUUACACGCAUUCUGAAAUCAUUGGGAGAGUUAGGAUGGGAGCACCUGAAACCAAUCUUUGUCAGAUUUGUCCUUGAAGAAAUUUUCUUAAAGAAAGAACUAGAGAACACUCUUGAAAGCUGCGUACAUUAUUGGUUGGAAACAAUACGGGACAAGGAUGCCAGGAGAGAGUUGAAAAAAUUCGUGGAAGAACAUUGUGAUUAUGUGGAAAGAUUGUAGGAAACUACACCAUAACACCAAAGAAUUUGUUUGCAAAAUUAAAAAAUGGUAUGGAGAUAUAUACCUUUUUACUUUUAACUUCAGCAUAACCUAAGGUGAUUUCAGGUCAAUUAUUUGGACCCAGUGUGACAGGAGUGGUAGUCCUAGAAAUGGAAGUUUGGGGUCCCAUAUAAUUAGUAAAGGUAAGUCAGAGUGUUGGGGUUAGUACUGGUAUAUGGGGCAGAUGUCACCUUUACAAACUAAUGGAGAACGGACUAUGAUUCCUAGCAGACAACCUUUCCUUCCACGUUGCCAAAUGUUUUGAUUUAAAGUUUUUCAGAUUCAUUGAAGAUCUAUGGGACAGCCGAACAUGACAGUUAAUUAGGAAAUGGUAUUACGUGGUAUAUUCAUACUGCCUUAUUCUGUUUUUGUGAUAGUAUUGAAUUGUUUUCAUGGAACACUUAAGAAAAAGGGUAAUUAUGAAGUUAUGACAAUAGAUGUAACCGAUCAGUUUUUCCAUGAAGUAAAUUUCCCGAGCUUUAGGAAUGACAGUCAUGCCACUAGUCAAGAUUUUAGGUGAUUUGAAUGAUAAAAUCAAUAGGUAGUAACCCUACCUUGAGGUUAGAAAUGUACAGUCGCCUUUUGGAGAUAUCUUUAUGUAUCACUCCCUAUUCGUAAGACCUACAGCAUGCAGGGUCUGUAAAUUUCCGUUCCACUUUUCGAGGAUUAAUAGACUCUUUUAACAAGUCAUACUGCACUGCCGAAUCUGAAUUGCUAUUUGCAGUCGAAUAUGACAAAAUCAACCUAAUAUCCACUGUGAUGAAAUUGUAUUCUUUGUGCCAAAUGAAAGGUUUCAUAGCCAGUCAAAUCAUAGUGUACCUAAAUUCAGAACCAGACAUUUUAAAAUAACCUUUAUUCACCCUUUUUCUUUUCAAACUUUUUAAGAUCUGUGUUUUAAUUUGGAGUUUAUCUUGGUCUUUAUUGUAUAUCUUUUAUUUUACUCCCAUUGCAUUUAUCAAGAAGUCUGUGCUUUAUUUAUUUUCAAACUCAUUUUGGUCUUAUUGUAUAUCCCUUUAUGUAAAUAUUUUAAUUUGUAAAUUUUAUGUAUUAACAAACAUUAUUAUUAUUAUAUUAUAAUUCGGAAAUUAACAAUGGUUUUACAUGUAUCAGUAGUCAGUUACAAAAUUAUUGUAACGCUCAUACUUUAAUGUUGUAUACUAUUUCAAAAGCCCCACAAAAAACGAUUUUAUUUGAUUGAAUCUCUUCGAUGUAUAUAUAUAUAUAUA